AUGUUAAAACGAACGCCUCCAAAAGAUUCCCUUACUAAAGCAUGCGAAGAAGGAAAUCUCGAACGGAUUAAAUCUCUUAUAGAAAGUGGUAACUAUAUAGUAAAAUCUUUAGAUUUACCACUCAUUUCUGCAUCACAACAAGGUCAUCUUGAAGUUGUUAAUUAUCUUAUCUCUGUUGGAGCUAAUAAAGAUGCAAAGAAUAAAGAUGGAUGUACUCCACUCAUUUUUGCAUCACAACAAGGUCAUCUUGAAGUUGUUAAUUAUCUUAUCUCUAUUGGAGCUGAUAUAGAAGCAAAGGAUGUUGUUGGAUAUACUCCACUCAUUUGGGCAUCAAAAACAGGUCAUCUUGAAGUUGUUGAAUAUCUUAUCUCUGCUGGAGCUGAUAAAGAAGGAAAUAAUAAUGGUGGAAUUACUCCACUCAUUUGUGCAUCACUUAAUGGUCGUCUUGAAGUUGUUAAAUAUCUUAUCUCUGUUGGAGCUGAUAAAGAAGCAAAGAAUAAACUAUUUGGAUAUACUCCACUCAUUCGUGCAUCAGCAAAUGGUAAACUUGAAGUUGUUAAAUAUCUUAUCUCUGUUGGAGCUAAUAAAGAAGGAAAGGAUAAUGCUGGAUGUACUCCACUUAUUUGGGCAUCACAACAAGGUCAUCUUGAAGUUGUUAAUUAUCUUAUCUCUGUUGGAGCUAAUAAAGAAGGAAAGGAUAAUGCUGGAUGUACUCCACUUAUUUGGGCAUCAAAAAAAGGUCAUCUUGAAGUUGUUGAAUAUCUUAUCUCUGUUGGAGCUGAUAAAGAAGCAAAGGAUAAAAAUGGAAAGACUGUUCUUGAUGUUGCAAAAAGUUCUGUGAAAGAGUACUUUUUUGAAGACAAAACAGAAUAG
Messenger RNA from Trichomonas vaginalis G3, 873 nucleotides. Its product is annotated as ankyrin repeat protein family. Gene Ontology annotation, molecular function: protein binding. The coding region runs from base 1 to 873 and encodes 290 amino acids. The record is from RefSeq and is a predicted model, not a curated record. Lineage: Eukaryota; Parabasalia; Trichomonadida; Trichomonadidae. The transcript has a single exon.